This is a messenger RNA of Cucumis sativus (cucumber), 1567 nucleotides long. RefSeq names its product AT-hook motif nuclear-localized protein 13. The record is from RefSeq and is a predicted model, not a curated record. The transcript is spliced from 5 exons. Lineage: Eukaryota; Viridiplantae; Streptophyta; Magnoliopsida; Cucurbitales; Cucurbitaceae. The coding region runs from base 186 to 1277 and encodes 363 amino acids. Gene Ontology annotation, molecular function: minor groove of adenine-thymine-rich DNA binding.
AUUUCAAUACUUCCCUUCUAAAACUUCCCUUCACUAUUUCUUUCUUCUUCACUCAUAUUUCCCAUUUUUAAGAACAAUAAGAACAACCCAAGAAGAAGAACAACAACAACAACAUCAACAACAAGAUUCUCUUUACUCUCAAUUUACAAACUUUCUGUUUCUUGAUCCUCUCUCUUUCUCUUUUAAUGGAUUCACUUGAUACUCCACCUCCCCCACUUUCUGCACCCUCCAACAUGGCCGUCGGAGGACAACCCGCGUAUUCACCCGCCAACAACAAUGCCUCCUCCACCAUUGCUCUCAAUCAACCUUCAGCUCAAAUGAUCCCCCCUUCAUCCCGAUUUCCCUUUAACCACCCCGUGAUCCCACCUUCAUCCGUACCUUUGGAUUCUCUCAACGUUUCUCCUUACGACGGAUCGCAUUCCGCUAAUUUCAACGUUGAUUCCGGUAAGAAAAGGAGAGGCCGCCCCAGGAAGUACGCUCCUGAUGCUAACAACAUUGCCUUGGGUUUGGCUCCUACACCCACUGUUGCCUCUUCUCUUCCUCACGGAGAUUUGACCGCCACUCCUGAUUCGGAACAACCCGCCAGGAAAACCAGAGGAAGGCCACCGGGGUCCGGAAAGAAGCAAUCCAAUUCCAUUGGUUCAGGUGGAACUGGUUUUACUCCUCAUGUCUUAUUGGCGAAGCCUGGAGAGGAUGUAGCAGCCAAAAUUUUGUCCUUCUCACAGCAAGGACCACGAACGGUCUUCAUUCUCUCUGCAAAUGGUACUCUCAGUAAUGCUACCCUUCGACACUCAGCAUCGUCUGGUGGUUCUGUGUCAUAUGAGGGGCACUAUGAUAUUAUCUCUCUGUCAGGCUCGUUUUUGCUGUCAGAGAAUAAUGGAACUCGAAGCAGAACAGGUGGUUUGAGUGUGCUACUGGCUGGAUCAAAUGGACAGGUUCUUGGCGGUGGAGUUGCGGGAAUGUUAAUGGCAAGUUCUCAAGUACAGGUGAUUGUGGGAAGUUUUCUAGAGGAUGAUAAAAAGUCCAACACAAGUAUGCUGAACUCUGGAUCUUCAUCUGCACCAUCACAAAUGAUAAACUUUGGUGGUGGUGGUGGUGGUGGGCUAGCAGCAGCAGCAGCUAGCCCUCCGUCGUUAGGGGGAUCGAGCGGGGAGUCGUCUGGUGAAAAUGGAGAUAGCCCUCUUAAUAAUAGGCAUCCUGGAAUGUUCAAUAAUUCUAGCCAGCCAAUCCACAAUCUUCAAAUGUACCAAUUAUGGGCAGGCCAAACACAGCAGUGAGGAAUUAUUUCGCAAUUUGCAACUAACAUUGAAGUGCAUUAGGAUGAUGAUGAUGAUGAUGUUGAUGAAGUCUGCACACAUUCAACCAUCAGUUUUUGUGAAUCUAACUUUUGCAGAUGUUUUUUCUUUUAGGUUAUAAUUAAGAUCAUUUUCUUCUUGCAAUUUGCCACUUCUCUUUUUCUGUUGCACCAAAUAUUAUAUAUUCGAAUCUUUCGCAAGAUGCAAAGUCAACAAGUUGUUAACAUGUAUAUCUUACUCUCAUAUCUUUGCUUUAGCUGGCUCUUCUUUUU